ACUCGCACAUCCGAGAAAUCUUUUGUAACGUUAUUUGGUGUAAUUGAUGCGGUCAUAUUUAUGCAUUGUGUUCGCUGACACGGCCCUGAAGCUGACCGGUGUAUAGGAUGCUGCAAUGUAGACUAUUCCGUAAGGGUGUGUUCGCUCCCCACGAAGCCUUUACCAGACGUCCUUACCAUACAAAUGCCAUUUGUUCAACUUAAUCAGAUCGCGUAAAGUCACGUUUAACGAAUUCAUCUGAGUAGUUUCAUGUCUACUAGGACAUUAAAAAUAUGAAAUGAAUCAGCUGCGAAUGCUAUAAUCGAAGACAUUGCUAGUGAGCGCCACCCACAACGAGGUAGUUGGAGUUGGCGAAGCUUGGCACCAGUAUCAGAAUGAGCGAGGAGACAGACGCGUUGUCUGUGGUGACCCGGCUUAAGGAGUUGGCCUCAGACCCGCUGAAUAGGCGUGCUAUAGUCCAGGACCAGGGCUGUCUGCCUGGACUCAUUCUGUUUCUGGACCAUCCAAACCCACAAGUGGUCUACUCUGCGUUACUGGCUGUAAGACACCUGGCAGAGUGCUGUGCUAACAGACGGGAGUUGAGAAGGGAGUUGGGAAUGAUGCUGAGCCUCCAAAGCAUCAUGCACAGGGAGACCACAACAGGUGAGGCAAAGCUGCUGGCAUCAGAGGUCUAUGAAUUGCUGCGGUCAUGGACUGAGGAGACAGAUGAGGGAGAGGAGGAGAAAGAUGAAGAAGGGAGACCCAGCAGACGAAAAGCUCAGUUCUUUCUGGGCUCCACAAACAAACGGGCCAAAACCAUCAUACUGCACAUUGAUGGACUAGACGAUUCUUCCCGUAGGUCUCUGUGCGAGGAGGUUCUACUGAAAAUUCGUGGGGUAAUAAGUUUUACCUUCCAGAUGGCAGUGAAGAGGUGUAUCAUCCGUAUACGAUCAGACCUCACAGCAGAGACGCUGGGCUCUGCAAUCGCAUCCACUAAAGUGAUGAGAGCGCAGCAGGUGGUGAAAGCAGCCAAUGGAGAUGAGGUGCUUAUUCCGAUUCCUCCCGACACCGAGGAAGAUGUGGAGUGUGUGUCAGUGAGUGUGAAACUGCCAGAGUACCUGUCUGAAGAUGACAGUCCUUCUGCUGAAGGGGCGGGGAGAAGCCUGAGCCGUGUUGGCUCAGCCAAUGAGAACACAGGCUGGCUUGCCUCUGCUGCCAACUUUUUGUCCAGGUCAUUCUACUGGUGACUACUUCCUGCUUCAUCUUUUUAAAGCUUUCCUGCCUCUUUAAAAAUACACUCUCUAAAUGUGGCCCAGAUGGACAGCAUUUGAGUCCGUAGCCAUGUGGAUACUCUGAUAUUCUCCUCUAAAAACACAUACGCA
Chanos chanos (milkfish) is the source of this 1361-nucleotide messenger RNA. Its product is annotated as armadillo repeat-containing protein 1-like. The transcript has 7 exons. The coding region runs from base 375 to 1226 and encodes 283 amino acids. The record is from RefSeq and is a predicted model, not a curated record. Lineage: Eukaryota; Metazoa; Chordata; Actinopteri; Gonorynchiformes; Chanidae. Gene Ontology annotation, molecular function: metal ion binding; protein binding.